GGGAGGCAAUCCUGCCUGCUCCGCCUAACUGGCAAAGUUGCGCGAAGGACCAGGGCGCUGUGUGGGAUAAACAGGGACAGUUGCUGCUAUUAGAACGACCAGAGUAGCGGUGCGCGGAGCAAUGGAGUUUGAAACCCCCCAGCUCUUCUGAGAUUAAAAAUCAAGAAACAAAUCAGAUGCAGCACUUUCUUGACAUGGAGAACCAAGCCCAUAAUACAAUGGGAGCUUCUCCUUGUGAGGCUGAACUUCAGGAAUUAAUGGAACAAAUUGACAUCAUGGUAAACAACAAAAAAUUGGAUUGGGAAAGGAAAAUGCGGGCUUUGGAGACACGAUUAGAUCUUCGGGAUCAAGAGUUGGCAAAUGCACAAACUUGCUUGGAUCAGAAAGGUCAAGAGGUGGGGUUACUUAGGCAGAAGUUGGACAGUCUGGAAAAAUGUAACUUAGCGAUGACGCAGAAUUAUGAAGGACAGCUGCAAACCCUAAAAGCUCAAUUUUCCAAACUGACGAAUAGCUUUGAGAAACUGAGACUGCACCAGAUGAAACAAAGUAAAGUUCGGCGAAAGGAGUUACCACACCUCAGAGAAGAAAUACCCUUUGAAAUGAGCAAUUUGAACCAGAAAUUAGAGGAAUUUAGAGCAAAAUCAAGAGAAUGGGACAAGCAAGAGAUACUAUAUCAGACUCAUCUGGUUUCUUUAGAUGCUCAACAAAAAUUAUUAUCUGAGAAGUGUAAUCAAUUUCAGAAACAGGCACAAAGUUACCAAACUCAACUCAGCGGUAAAAAACAGUGCACAGAAGACCACAGCUCGGAAGAUCCUCAGUUGAUGUGUGACCCGGAUCACAGUUGCGAAGCCAGUGAAAGAGAUGAGUUCAUUAUUGAAAAACUAAAGUCAGCUGUGAGUGAAAUAGCAUUAAGCAGGAAUAAGUUACAAGAUGAAAAUCAGAAGCUCUUACAAGAACUGAAGAUGUACCAAAGACAGUGCCAGGCCAUGGAAGCAGGACUCUCAGAGGUGAAAAGUGAGUUACAGUCACGUGAUGAUCUCUUGAGAAUUAUAGAAAUGGAACGAUUGCAGCUGCACAGAGAAUUAUUAAAAAUAGGAGAGUGCCAAAAUACUCAAGAAAGUAAAAAAAGACUUGAAUCAUCUUAUUCACCUUCUACUAAAGAACCAGAAAGGAAAAGGAAAGAGCUGUUUUCAGUGACCCUAGAUCAACCAAAUCAUGAAAAAGAAUUGAACAAGAUAAGAAGCCAACUCUAUCAGGAGGAAGAGUACCAUGGCUCUGAGCAGGAAAGAAUGAGGAACGAAAUCUCUGACCUAACAGAGGAGCUUCAUCAGAAGGAAAUCACUAUAGCAACUAUCAUGAAGAAAGCUGCCCUUCUGGAAAGACAGUUAAAAAUGGAGUUAGAAAUAAAAGAAAAAAUGUUAGCAAAACAGCAGGUCUCAGAUAUGAGAUAUAAAGCUGUCCAAACGGAAAACACACACCUGAAAGGAAUGAUGGGAGAUUUAGACCCCGGACGGUACAUGACAAGUGAAAUAACUGAUAUUAAGAGUAUGGAUUUUACUAACAGGGAACAUUCGAGGCAUGCAUCUGUUAACAAACUGGAAUAUGAGAAUGAAAGGCUCCGAAAUGAUCUUGCAAAACUUCAUGCCAAUGGCAAAUCAGCAUGGGCUAACCAAGAUACCUAUGAGGAAAUGGGACUGUACACCUAUCAAAACCAAAUAAAAAUGGAAAAACAUGAAGAUAGACUUAGCCAAGAUCGUGAACCAAACCGAAGUGUGAUGUCUCCACUACCACCCAUGCCAUUUCAAACCAAAGAAAUGACAAGUCCCCUGGUUAGUGACAACGAAGUGUUCCCACUGUCUCCCCCAGAUAUAGUCUUCCCAGCCUCUUUGGCUGCACAGCAUUUCCUUCUGGAGGAAGAGAAGCGAGCAAAAGAAUUUGAGAAACUUCUAAAUACACAUAUUGAUGAACUGCAAAGACAUACAGAAUUUACUCUUAAUAAAUACACCAAGCUCAAACAAAAUAGACACCUAUGAGCUUUUAAACUCUUUUAUUUGCUUCCUCACCCCAAGAAAAAAAGCUCUGGCAAAAUAUUUACAAAGCUGAAUAAUGAAACUGAGAAAUUUUGUUCUGUUUUCUUAAGUAAAUCAUUUCUGUUAGGCAGCUAGAAAAUAGUAUUUUGUUCGAUAAAGCUGUUUGUAUUUCUACAUUUACAUAGUAAAUUGUUUGGCUAUAGAGUUACGAUAAAAUAAACGUGACUACUCCAAAAGAGAUUCGUUUCCCAGUCUAAGGAAUACUGUGGAAUUCAAUAUGGGUUUUUUUCCCCCGCUUGAAUCAUGUACACUGAAAACCCAUUUCCUCUGUAACAACACAAAAGGAGGGAAAGGGAAUGCUGCAUUCCAAAUAUCAACGCAUCAUCAAGUGCAGCUCAGUUGUUCUAGGUUUGAAAACUCAAGGAUUUUUACAAAAAUGAAAAGACAUUAUUCUGAGCUAUAUCAACAUCCUAAAAUGUCUUUUAGAAAAAAAAGUACAGCUUUACUGGUUCCAUCCUUGUAAUGUCUCUGUCUUAACACAGUAAGACAUGGAACAUACUGUUUACAUACUUAACAUAUAUGUGCCAGCCAGAGAUGAAAGCUUUCCUGUUAGCGCUAAUUACUUCAUGGACAUGAACAAGAUCAAGAAGAUACGAAACAUUACUGUCGUGGCAUUCCUCUUUGUGAUACCUCUGUUUUUAAUACAAUAAAGGAAUACGAAAUUCGGUGGACUGAAAACAUAAAUGCCAAAUCUGUAUACAACAGUAAUAGCAUGGUAGUGGACAAUAAAAUUCAAGUUACAAACAUACAAGCAUGAUAAUCCAUUCUUCUUUAAAAAUGACACUUAUAUUUAAGAUUAUGAAAAAUCCCUCUAUGGUUAUUCAAGGUAAGUCCUACAGCUUUUAUAAUUUUCUUUUUCCCUUCGAAAAGACUGAAUCUCAACAUACUGAAAGAUGAAGUCAUGAUGUCUUUAGAUAACAAGUAUCAUUGUCAUGUGAAAAAUGCAGAGCCCUGUUCCCUGUAGGUGAUGGGACUGUGUAGGUACAGCUCU
Molecule: messenger RNA, 3081 nt
Organism: Callorhinus ursinus (northern fur seal)
Lineage: Eukaryota; Metazoa; Chordata; Mammalia; Carnivora; Otariidae
Gene: DEUP1
Product: deuterosome assembly protein 1
Biological process (GO): de novo centriole assembly involved in multi-ciliated epithelial cell differentiation; centriole replication
Cellular component (GO): centriole; deuterosome
Source: RefSeq, a predicted model, not a curated record